AUGGUCAGUGGUUCAAGGAGCUGUACCCGUCGACGGAGAAGCUCGAGGACCUUUAUCCUCUGGAUGGCGCGAAAUGUCUUGCAAGAGAAGGACAAGGGUCUAGGUGAUGGUGGCCCGUCAGACCCGCGCGAGAGGAUCUCACCUCGGCUGCACAUGCUGCGGUACGAGUACAAGACUGCGAAGCGGAAGGCUGCCGACAGCGCCAAAUGGGCCAGCGAAGCUUCGGCGCAGCUGUCGGAGGAGGCCAGGCAGCGGAUCGCCGCGAACCGCCAGCGCGCGUUGGAGAUCAAGCAGAAGAAGGCCGCCGAGGCAGCGGCCGCGGCGCCGGCGCCCGCCGCCGAUGGUGCCGCGCGGGCCGCCGCGCCGCCCGAGGGCGGGCUGGACAUGGAGACGCUGUGGGCAAUCGAGGAUCCACCAGAGAGGCGGCAGGAGGCCCAGGCCCGGAAGCGCACGCGCGAGGAGGCGGCCUUCUGCCGAGACGACGAGGAGGACGACGUCUUUGGAUUUGGUGGAGGAUUCGACGCAGACGAGCCAGUCAACAUUCGAGAAGUGCCGAAGGCGGCCCAGCCGCCGCGGGCGGUGCCAGACGAGGAGGAGGACGUGUUUGGCUUCGGCGGCGGCAUGGGCGAGGACCGACACCCCGCCCCGCCAGUCGCCCCCGCCAGCGGCGCCGCCGCCGGCCCACGCCGAGGCCGCCAGGGCCUUGGCACCCGGCGGCGGGCUGCCGCCCGAGGUGCAGAGGAGCAUCGAGGAUCGAGCGGCGCCAGAGGGCCCGCGAGCUCAAGCAGCAGCGGCAGCAGGCCGCGGCGGCCCCCCAGGCUCCGCCGGCGGCGCAGCCGCAGCCGCCGCAGGGGGAUGCCUGGCAUUUCGAGGAAGAGGAAGGUCCCGGCAGGAUGA
Prorocentrum cordatum is the source of this 897-nucleotide messenger RNA. The record is from the annotation of a GenBank genome assembly. Lineage: Eukaryota; Dinophyceae; Prorocentrales; Prorocentraceae.